GUGAUGACAUGUACCUGCUGUGCACUGAAAAUCAGACGAAUAUGACGGGGUAUGCAGUGGGUCACAUCCAAUCGAUGGAGCAGUACGAUGGACUCGCCGAGUUUCUCACCAAGGAACUGAAUAUCAGUGGCUAUGACAAGUGGAAAAUGAAACAGGUGGGUGUGGACGAUGCCAUUUCCUGGCUCCUCUGUGAGAGCAACUCUAUGUACUGUUGGAACGAAGAGUAUGCAAUCGGGGCAGAGGAAGGUAACAUUGGGGAGAGAUCUUGCAAUGGAAAUGGUGAAUAUGGGACGCAGAAGUGGAAUUGCUCCGAGAAUGGAUUCGAAUUGAUCCAGGACUGUUAUGGUGAUCUCAGUGGAUGGAUCGAUCACCUCUUCGAUUCCAAUAUUUCGAACCCGCUGGAGGCGCUGGAGAACUUUACGCUUGCCAUCGAGGGAGAAGAAAGUCUCUCCGGAGAGGAAAUCCAGACCAUAUUGUCGUACCUCGAAUUCCUAUUUAACUUAUUCCUGGACGACCUGGAGGACGCCGACGACCCCGUUUCCAUGUCGAGUGAUUACCUCUCCAAUCUGACCAAGGUUGUGGACCUGGUCCUGAACGACUUCAGCGCGUGGCUAGAAAUCCCUUCGGAAAACCGGAGCCUGACGUUCUCCUCGCUGACGGAAACGAUGACGAAGUCGGGGCUGGAGCUGGCCGAUGCCUUGGUCUCACGCUUUGGGGUGGAAUUUUCAUUCCGGGAUGGCAGGAGAAAUCUCCUGAUCGAGGUGUGGGGAAAACGGAAGAGCGACUGUUCGGAUCCCCUCGUCUUUCCGAGCGAGAAGGGGAAGACGUACGCGACGCUCCCACGAGGUUUCCAGGAACAAGUUCAAGGCGAGAGCUACGCCGUCGUCGGUGUGCUUUAUCGCCUGGAGAACUUGAACGCGCUGCUGCCCGGCAAUCGGACCUCGUGA
Messenger RNA from Darwinula stevensoni, 947 nucleotides. NCBI's taxonomy places the organism in Eukaryota, Metazoa, Arthropoda, Ostracoda, Podocopida, Darwinulidae. The record is from the annotation of a GenBank genome assembly.